Molecule: messenger RNA, 1204 nt
Organism: Populus euphratica (Euphrates poplar)
Lineage: Eukaryota; Viridiplantae; Streptophyta; Magnoliopsida; Malpighiales; Salicaceae
Exons: 2
Coding region: 146-832 (228 amino acids)
Source: RefSeq, a predicted model, not a curated record
GCCUCUUUGUCAGCUUUAUAUAUGAUCCGAUCCCUAGUAGUAUGAAGUAUUCACAAAGGAGCGUUGUUCACCUUGAUUAAUUAAGGGUUCGAUCAUUUUGUUAAUUGUGUGUUCAAAAGAGUGAAAUUAAUCCAAAAUACCAAGUAUGGGCAACACUUUAGGUGGGAAAAAGACUGCAAAAGUCAUGAAGAUAAAUGGUGAAACAUUCAAGUUCAAGACACCAGUGAAGGCUGGGGAUGUAGUUAAGGACUAUCCAGGGCAUGUUUUGCUAGAAUCUGAGGCAGUUAAGCAUUAUGGUACUAGGGCAAAGCCAUUGGAAGCACACCAAGAUUUGGUGCCAAAAAGGCUCUACUUCCUAGUAGAGUUGCCAGAGACUCCAACUGAGAGGGUUCCAAGAAGGGUUCGUUCAGGGAUUAACAUGAGUGCUAAAGACAGGCUCGAGAGCCUAAUGCUCUCUAGGAGAUCAACAUCUGAUCUUUCGAUAAUGAAACCUUCUAGCAUUGUCUCCGAGGAGGCAAAACGUGGUGCAAUGAGGGUGAAAAUGAGAUUACCAAAGGAAGAAGUGGAGAAGUUGAUGCAAGAAAGUAAGGAUGAGGCUGAGGCGGCUGCUAAGAUUCUGGAUCUCUGCAUAGCAAACACCGCAGGUGGCAGCAAUAAUAGCUCUCGUGAAAUUGCACAAAAUGGUCAAGAGAGUGGGUUGUCGCAACAAGUUCAUUGGAAGAGCGGCCACGGGAGAGUCGGCAACCAAGGGAUCAUUAAGGCACGUGAGAAGCGAGUGAGUUUCCUUCCUUUCAGCGAAGGAGAGAUGCAGAUAGCUGUGGCUUCUUAUUAGCAAAUGAUCCAAAUAUGCAAUCAAGAAAAAGCAGUCUUAUUAAAUAAAUUAGCAAAGCGAUCGAUCAAGAGAUAACCUAGCUGCUCGCAUUCCCUCUACGUCAGCCUGCUGAUUCCCAUUUACCGCAAAUAUAUAUAUUCGGUUUUAUGUCUUGUUCUUGUGCAUAAAACCCAAGGAGCUUUGAGGUUUUGAGCAUUAUGAAAGAGCUUAGAGUGCUGAUCAGAGAGCUGUCUUUGGCCGUAAAUUAAUUAUUUUGAGAAACAUUCCACAAUCACUCUAGGAUAUAUAGCUAGAGUUAUGUUUGUCUUCUAAUCACAAAAUAUAUGUUGUAUUUUUUGGGAGUGAUCUCUUUUAUUAGCAAUAACAAUCACA